Magnolia sinica is the source of this 2501-nucleotide messenger RNA. RefSeq lists its product as uncharacterized. The transcript is spliced from 11 exons. The record is from RefSeq and is a predicted model, not a curated record. NCBI's taxonomy places the organism in Eukaryota, Viridiplantae, Streptophyta, Magnoliopsida, Magnoliales, Magnoliaceae. Bases 1 to 2484 code for a protein of 827 amino acids. Gene Ontology annotation, biological process: regulation of photosynthesis, light reaction.
AUGGAUCCAUCAGAAAGAACGGCUCAGAUCUCUCCACCCCUGCCGCAUUGGCUCUAUGUGGAGAGCAAGCUACCCACGCGAGUAGCUUCGCAUUUCUCAACAGCGCAAGCAGCUCCACAUCUCUUCCCCGCCAAAAAAACGUUUCCAAAAGAGCAUAUGCUGGGAGCGACAUGUAGGCAUGGUACCUCAUAUGCCUCCAGAAGCACUGGAUCAGUUCCCAUCAACCUUUUCUCUGCCAAAACUAAAAAUCCCUUCUCCAGCGAUAACCUCACUCUCACUCUCUCCAUGAUUCUCUCGAAGCCCUCCUCAAAUCCCCCCUUCAGCGCCUCUUCUCUGCAUCCCGCUUCCAGAAGAAACCCUAGAAAUCUAGGGUUUUUUCCACCGUUCCCUUCUCUCCGCACUGGAUUCAGGGCAUUCUCUUCCUCCUCCAAUCAACCGGACCAAAACCCUAGAGCCAAUCCCUCCAGAAAUCAGCAACACAAAACCGGAGAAUAUCACGGGCACGAAGAAGAUCGUCCCGUGCAUUGUGAAGUCGAUGUGGUAUCGUGGCGGGAGCGGAGAAUCCGAGCUUGGGUAUCGGUGGCUAUCGAUGUUGAAACCAUGUGGAACGUGCUCACGGAUUAUGAGAGGCUUGCCGAUUUCAUUCCUAAUCUCGUACGCAGCGGGAGAAUCCCUUGCCCUUAUCCAGGCCGGAUAUGGCUAGAGCAGAGGGGGUUGCAGCGUGCUAUGUAUUGGCAUAUCGAAGCUCGUGUUGUUUUGGAUCUUCAAGAAUUCCCCAAUUCAGCCAGUGGUCGUGAGCUCCACUUUUCCAUGGUUGAUGGGGACUUUAAGAAGUUCGAAGGAAAAUGGUCUGUGAAAGCUGGCCUAAGGUCUUCAACAACAAUUUUAUCUUAUGAAGUGAAUGUGAUCCCAACAUUCAACUUCCCAGCCAUUUUUUUAGAGAGAAUUAUCGGGUCAGAUCUUCCUGUGAACCUUAGAGCCUUAGCCUGUAGAGCAGAAAGAAAUUCUGAUGGGAAUCAGAAAAUCCCAACUGUUGGAAGCGCAUCCUAUACUUCCUCUUGCAGGGACUUGUCAGAUGCUUUUCCUCAGACAGAUAAGCUUCUUGCCAACGAGUUCAAGGGAAACUACGGCAGUUCUAAUUUUGGACCCUUGCUUGCUCCAUCUCCUAGUGAGGUCAACAGCAAAUGGGGUGUAUUUGGAAAAGUUUGUGCACUUGAUAGGCCAUGCAUGGUAGAUGAAGUUCAUCUUCGUAGAUAUGAUGGCCUAUUGGAAAAUGGUGGGGUCCAUCGAUGUGUGGUCGCUAGCAUUACUGUCAAGGCACCUGUUCGUGAAGUAUGGAAUGUUUUGACUGCUUAUGAGACUCUGCCUGAGAUAGUUCCAAAUUUAGCAAUCAGCAAGAUUUUAUCGCGAGAAAAUAACAAGGUUCGCAUUCUUCAGGAAGGCUGCAAGGGACUAUUGUACAUGGUACUUCAUGCACGUGUCGUUUUGGAUUUGUGCGAGCAGCUUGAGCAUCAGAUCUCAUUUGAGCAGGUUGAGGGGGACUUUGACUCAUUUAAGGGAAAGUGGCUUCUAGAGCAACUUGGAAAUCAUCAUACACUACUGAAGUACAUUGUAGAGUCAAAAAUGCACAAAGAUUCCUUACUGUCAGAAGCGAUUGUUGAAGAGGUUGUAUAUGAAGAUCUACCAUCAAACCUUUGUGCCAUCCGUGAUUAUCUUGAAAAACGGGACCCCAUUGAGUCAAAUUCUUUGACGACAUUCAGCCAUCUAAAAUAUCCAGUCGAACAAACUGCUCCAUCUGAUAAUGACAGGAAUCUUGAGCAGAGCAAACCACCUGCUCCAUCCAAGAAUGGCAUGCAUCUUGAGCAGAGCAAGCAGCCUGCGCGGUCCGUCAGUGUCCCAAAUCCACCUCGACAGAGACCAAAGGUCCCAGGCUUGCAGAGGGAUAUCGAAGUGCUUAAAACUGAACUCCUCAGGUUUAUUUCAAAAUAUGGGCAGGAAGGAUUUAUGCCCAUGAGAAAGCAGCUCCGUUUACAUGGAAGGGUGGAUAUCGAGAAGGCAAUCACACGCAUGGGUGGUUUUAGAAAGAUUGCAUUGUUGAUGAACCUUUCCCUUGCUUACAAACAUCGAAAGCCAAAGGGCUACUGGGACAACCUUGAGAAUUUGCAGGAAGAGAUAAGUCGAUUCCAAAGGAGCUGGGGAAUGGAUCCAGAGUACAUGCCUAGUAGAAAAUCUUUUGAGCGGGCAGGGCGGUACGACAUUGCCCGCGCAUUGGAGAAAUGGGGUGGUCUUCAUGAAGUUUCUCGUCUUCUUUUGCUUAAGGUCAGGUACCCAAGCAGACAGGCCAAUCCUGCUGCUAAAGAAAAGAAAAUUGAUGCGAUUGUGUCCGAUGAUCAAGAGAAAACAUCAAAUAACCCUUACGUUUCACAGGAUACACAAAAGUGGCUUACGAAACUAAAGCAUUUAGACAUUAAUUGGGUGGAAUAAGAAUGCAACUUUUAAUA